AGGAGGUGCUGCAAGCAGUGGCCAGGGGCGUCGACCUCUUUGACUGCUCGUACCCCCACGACCUCACUCUGCUCGGCCUUGCCUCCACGAUGCCUCUCCUCCCUCCCUGGUGGCCGCACGCCGUGGCGCAGGGGGAGGGAGAGGGGAAGGAGGAGAGGGAUGGCGGGGCAGUGGAGGCGGAAGGGGUGUACAGUGAAGUGGGGAAAGAGAGCGAGGGGGAGGAGGCGUUGGGGUCCAAGAUGAACCUGUGGUGCUCAUCGCACAA
Molecule: messenger RNA, 265 nt
Organism: Closterium sp. Yama58-4
Lineage: Eukaryota; Viridiplantae; Streptophyta; Zygnematophyceae; Desmidiales; Closteriaceae
Source: the annotation of a GenBank genome assembly